Messenger RNA from Linnemannia hyalina, 210 nucleotides. NCBI's taxonomy places the organism in Eukaryota, Fungi, Mortierellomycota, Mortierellomycetes, Mortierellales, Mortierellaceae. The record is from the annotation of a GenBank genome assembly.
AUGGCCCCCACAGUCCUCGCCACAGCAGCUGCAGUUGCAGCCACGCACCCCAACGCCAUCUACUCUGGCUCACUCCUCUCACUCAUCAUCCUCAUUCUCGACCUCAUCGCCAUCGUCCAGCUCCUCAACUCCGAACGCUCUGUCAUGAACAAACUACUCUGGUGUCUCCUCAUCUUUCUCUGCCCCAUCGUCGGAGUCGUCCUCUACUAG